Sinocyclocheilus rhinocerous is the source of this 1605-nucleotide messenger RNA. RefSeq names its product phosphomannomutase 1 (gene pmm1). The transcript is spliced from 8 exons. Gene Ontology annotation, molecular function: phosphomannomutase activity. Bases 456 to 1271 code for a protein of 271 amino acids. Gene Ontology annotation, biological process: mannose metabolic process; protein N-linked glycosylation; GDP-mannose biosynthetic process. Gene Ontology annotation, cellular component: cytosol. Lineage: Eukaryota; Metazoa; Chordata; Actinopteri; Cypriniformes; Cyprinidae. The record is from RefSeq and is a predicted model, not a curated record.
GUAUGUUCUUAUUUAGUUAUUUUCCGGAAUGCUGCCGCAGUUGUUGUUGUUAUUGUUAUGCUCAGGUGUAAUUUAGUAGGUGAGAGGUAUCUCCGAGUUUGACCGUGCUUGUUACGUGACGCUUCCGAAUUCCAUGCACUCAUCUCACAGCGCAGUAACGCCCCCAGAUCUAUUUGCGCAUUUGAUUGGCUGAGGCCGAACCCUCCCCAUGCAGGGCGGAUAAUGCUGCAGAAAGAACCACAUGUGCGGAUUCAUUCACACUCAGCAGUGAUCAUGUAGCCUGCAGUAUACACUGUAAUCUUAGUAAAUAAUACUCAUCAGUAUUGACUUCUUUAUCUUUCGGUUUCAAGAAAGCCGAGAGACUGUUUAUAUUCUUAUGCAUUGACUCAUCUUGAGUCAUUUAGAGUCUGAUUUGUAUAUAUUUAAUUGUCUUAUUUGAUUUGUAAUUUUAUUUUAUGUCUACUUCAAUUGCUGGACAAGAAAAAAUGGAUAUAAAGUCUCGUGUAGCCGGAGGUCGAAAUGUUUUGUGCUUGUUUGAUGUGGACGGAACGCUGACACCCCCGAGAGAGAAGAUUGACCCUGAGCUGGACGAUUUUUUCCAGGCCUUGAGAAAGAAGGUGAAGAUCGGCGUGGUGGGCGGUUCAGAUUAUUCCAAAAUCGCAGAACAGCUCGGAGAAGGAGGUGAAGUCAUACACAAGUUUGACUACGUCUUCGCAGAAAAUGGAACCGUACAAUACAAAGACGGCAAACUCAUCUCUAAACAGGCCAUUCAGAAUCAUCUGGGUGAGGAGUUACUGCAGGACCUCAUCAACUUCUGUCUCAGCUACAUGGGGCUCAUCAAACUACCCAAGAAACGAGGGACGUUCAUUGAGUUUCGUAACGGCAUGAUCAACAUCUCACCCAUCGGACGCAGCUGCACGCUAGAAGAGCGGAUCGAGUUCUCUGAAAUCGACAAGAGAGAGAAGAUACGAGAGAAGUUUGUGGCGGCUCUGCAGAAGGAGUUUGCUGGAAAAGGCCUGCGGUUCACCAGAGGGGGUUUGAUCAGUUUCGACAUCUUCCCAGAGGGCUGGGACAAACGCCUCUGUCUGGACGUCUUGGAGCAGGAAGGAUUGGACGCAAUCUACUUUUUCGGCAAUGAAACUUCAUUGGGUGGAAAUGACUACGAGAUCUUCGAAGACCCUCGUACCAUCGGCUUCACCGUCUGCUCCCCUGAAGACACGGUUCGGCUCUGCAGGGAGAUGUUCUUUAACGCUCCACCCAAUGAGGCGUGAAAGCGUCUGCAUGCACCUGCACAUACACCAGACUGCCUGUGUGCAGUGCUACUGCGCCCGCUGCUGGUCACUGUGGGUAAUGCAGUCUGCUGCACUGAGCCUGAGAACCAUCAGACAUGGAGACAGAACCAAACCACUGCUGAUCCGCAGACUAAAGGGACUGUAUGUAAAUAUCACUGACGGAGCCUCAUCAGUGUGUUCAUAGUUUUUUAAAUUUAAAUCGUUUCAAAUGUUAAUUUUAAAUCUAAUGAUACCCUCUUUUUUUAUAAAAAAGCUGUUUUCCUGUGGCCACGUUCACACUGCAACAUUUCCGGAGUGACAACUGUAUGUAAAA